AUACGACAAGGAGCACCAAUCCGCACCAAGAUUUGUAGGACACACCCACCCACCCCCAACCCCUGCCCCAUUCCCCCUACCGGGGAAAGCCCCACCUUCCUAUAUAUAACCAGCCCGGCCCUGAGUAGCUGCCUCAGCGCUCCGCGGCCUGGGACCGGCAGCUUUCUCAGCUCGCUGGCGCUGCUGCCCCAGAGACCCCCUCCAUCAUCUCCCCCCCGGGCCCCUCUCCUCUCCCCCAUAUAGUUCCCGCGUUGUCCGGGACUUUUGGACUAAUUUUUCAGGGUGAGGAGAGGACAGGCCCCGGGGGGGAGGCUUGCUGCCGAGGAAGAGUCGCCACAAGGAACUCAAGAUGAUAGAGGCACUGGUAACAACUGAAGCUCAGAAACUGCUGCACCAGCUGAAUGUUCUGUUGGAACAGGAGUCCAGAUGUCAGCCAAAGGUCUGUGGCUUGAGACUAAUUGAAUCUGCCCAUGAUAAUGGCCUUCGGAUGACUGCAAGACUGAGGGACUUUGAAGUAAAAGACCUUCUUAGCCUAACUCAGUUCUUUGGUUUUGACACGGAGACCUUUUCUCUAGCUGUGAAUUUACUGGACAGAUUUCUGUCCAAAAUGAAGGUACAGCCCAAACAUCUUGGAUGUGUGGGAUUAAGUUGCUUCUAUCUGGCUGUGAAGUCGACAGAGGAAGAGAGAAAUGUCCCAUUAGCCACUGAUCUGAUCCGAAUAAGCCAAUAUAAAUUCACAGUUUCUGAUCUGAUGAGAAUGGAAAAGAUUGUAUUGGAGAAGGUGUGUUGGAAAGUCAAAGCUACUACUGCCUUUCAGUUUCUGCAACUCUAUUAUUCACUCAUUCAUGAAAACUUACCAUUUGAAAGAAAGAACCUGAGUUUUGAGAGACUGGAAGCUCAGCUUAAGGCAUGCCACUGUAGGAUUAUGUUUUCUAAAGCAAAGCCUUCUGUAUUGGCAUUGUCUAUAAUUGCACUAGAAGUUCAAGCACAGAAGUUUAUUGAAUUGACGGAAGGAAUAGAAUGUCUUCAGAAACAUUCCAAGAUAAAUUGCAGAGAUCUGACCUUCUGGCAGGAACUUGUAGCAAAGUGCCUAACUGAAUACUCAUCAAACAAAUGUUCUAAACCAAAUGUUCAGAAGUUGAAGUGGAUUGUGUCUGGGCGUACUGCACGUCAGUUGAAGCAUAGUUAUUACAAAAUCACUCAUCUUCCAACAAUCCCUGAAACUGGGUCUUAAUUGGAUUCUUCUGAAGAAAUUCAGCUGUUUUGAAGGUUUAUUUCCCAUGAGAACUGUGGACUCCAAUAGUAGAAUGGAUUUAAGCUGUGAAGCCUGAAACAUAGCAGCUAGGUUAGCAUUGAUGUUUUCAGACUUGAGGGGAAAACAGGCUAUUGCUGGAAAUUGAUUAUGUAUGCUGCAGUUGAAAAUGUGUUCAGGACUAAAUUAUGAUCCCCUUUGAAGUGUGUUUGUAAAAACUAAAACUCAAAUGUGAAACCCUAAUGUAGAAUAAGGAUGGGAGAUUAUACUGUGAAUUGAUAGUUAAUACUGAUCCAAUCUGGAUCAGUAUGCAGAUUACAGGUAGUAUAGAUGGCAAAGUAUGAUUGACUUUAAUUGAUGUGUUAUUUGAAAUGUGAUACAAGUUCACAUCAAAACAGAUCAACUUUAUAAAAAUGGUAUGAUGCACUUUAGUAUAGUCAGGGUUACUAGUCUUUGAGGCAGCAUAAACAACUUUGUUAAGGCCUUACAUAACUAGAUAAUCCAUAAUUCUUAAGAUUUAUUUUUGGCAUAUUUUUCAUUUAAAUUUGAUUAUAAAAGUAUUAAAGUUGUAAAGAGACCUGUUAAAUUUUAAGUGAUUGUCAGUGUUAUCCUAAGGAUACAAAAUUUUAUACAGAACAAUUUUUAUCUCUAUCUAGCUAGCCCCUUAGGAAAAAAAAAAAUUAUUUCACUUGUAUAAGCAAUUCUCAUAGUCUGACAAUCUGAAACCUCAGCUGUGCCCUUAUAAAGCAAUAUAUGCCAAUACUAUCACUAAAAAUUUUAAAUAAAAAUUACUAUUGGUAUGAAACUAGACUGUUAGUAUAGAGCUUUAUACUUAAAAGCAAAACAUAUAGGGGAUGCUAUUGUCAUAAUGCUCCCAUAACAAUUUAACUUAGACUAACGUGAGUUGUCUAUACAGAUUUUUAAGCAGCAAUUUGACUAAUUAUGUGAUAGUUGGAGCACUUAAGGCUAGUUGUAGAUUAAUGAAUCUAAAUUGACAUUAUAGUGUUGGGAGAGCAUAUAAUCAGUGCAAUAUAUAGCUUAACUUCAACAAUAGCUAUAACUAGUUAAAAUUUUCCCUUUGACAUUAUGUUGUGGAAAAAACUUCCCUUUAAAGACAAACCAAAGAACCACAGUAUGUCUCCUAUGUCUUAUGCUUCAUUUUGUAGAGAAUUUUGCAGACGCACUCUUCAGUUACUCCUAAAUACCCAAUUCAUUGAAGAAUUUCCUUUCUAAUUCAUCAAUGCAAACUUAAGUUGGCUGAAGUAACGUAACAAAGUACCAUUAUGCUCUGGUACUAAGAAAGUGACCUUUCAAUAAAACUAUUGAAAUGCA
Monodelphis domestica (gray short-tailed opossum) is the source of this 2584-nucleotide messenger RNA. RefSeq names its product cyclin G1 (gene CCNG1). Lineage: Eukaryota; Metazoa; Chordata; Mammalia; Didelphimorphia; Didelphidae. The record is from RefSeq and is a predicted model, not a curated record.